CUUGUUGGUUUAGAUAAGUUACUGGUUUUGUAUGGUUUUGUUGGCUCUCUUUUUUUUGUAGCUUGUUGGAGAAAAAUAGAUUUGAGCGAGAUUCUGAGUUUGGUUGAUUGUUUUGCUGGAGGUAUUGAUGAUGCUUCUGUUGUUGAGUCUGGUCAGUGUGCCGCUGGUGUGGAGCCUACGGCAUAUGCUCAUAGUAUUGUUAUGGGUCUUAUGAGUUCGACAGUUCCUGUACCGUCCGCUGAUGUUUCUGAAAAGGAAGUUGUUGUUACGGGCAGUGGAAGUGUUGUGGCGAAAAGGGCUGCCGCUGGUCGUUCACCAAAAGACGUGCCGCCUUCGAAAUCUCGCAAAAUUGUGAGCUCUGAUGUUGAGCUGCCUUUGGUGGUUGAGUCUCCUGCUGCGGAGAAGGCAUCUUUUGAGUCAUUUGAACAUUCGUUCAAUGGUUUGGCUUCGGGAUGUGGUGAUCUUUUCAAGUUGUUUUAAUCACAUGGUGGCGUUGAUGGUUUGCCUUUUGAUCAAGUUAGGCGCGGUGAGUGGUAUCAGGAGUUCGCUCGUCACUUGGCCAUUGCUACAAAGUUUGCGAAUAAAUUGGUGGUUAAUCAAGAUGAAGAGCUUGAAGAGGUGAAGGUCGAGCUCGAAAAAACAAAGGCUGAGCUUGCUUCUAUUAAGGAUAAGGCUGACGGUUCCGAGGAAAUAGCGGCUCUGCGCGGCAAGUAUGAGGCUGAGAAGAAAGUGUCCUCAGAUGCGUUGGAAGAAGUUGAAAAACUCACUGCAAAGAUAGCUUUGGAAGGUGGGCAGGUGAAGAAAAGUCAAGCGGCCGACUUGGAGCGUUUUAAGAAGGAAAAGGAAGUGGCGGGUAGGAGGUAUCACAGGGCAGUAAUGAGACAUGAUGAUGUGCUUGCUACUUUCAAUUCUCGUAUGGAAAAGGAGCGGAGGUAUGUGGAAAAUCAGAAGGUUGUUCGCAUAGCUAUGUAUGGAGUGAAUCAGAUCAUGGGAGUGCUCGAUGCUGCCAAGACUUGGAAGAAAGAGGCAACAAGUAUUCCUGAUGGAAAGGUUAAGCAUCUUGAGAAUGAAUUGGUCCGGAGGAAGGAGAAGGCGAACUUGGUUGUUCGUGUUGAGUUUGAACCCAAGGAACUGGCUGAUAUCCCAACUGCGGGUCCGAGCUUGCUGACGGCGGGUCUGAGCUCGCCUCCUGUCGCUCCGAAUUCGUUCGUUGUGGCUCCAAGCUCAUCUCCUGAUGUUACUUCGGGUUCACUGUUGGAGAAAGAGUAUGGUCGAGAUGCGGAGGGCACGAGCUUGCCAUUGGUGGGGUCGAGCUCGGCUUUUGUUUCAAGUUCAGUUCCUAGCUCGUUCCUAGGUUCGAGCUUGCCGUUUGCUGUUCCGAGCUUGUCGUUAUCGAUGGAGCUGUGUCACAGUGAGGUGGGGUUGAGCUUGUGGUCUUUUGGUUUGAGCUCGUCUUUCGUUCCGAAUUUAUCUUCUGUUGUGCAGAACAUGCCGUCUGUGAUGGAAACGUCGGAGCUGAGUUCGCUGAUUGGUAUGCCGUCGGAUGGGAAGGUUGCUUGUGAGCAGCUGUCUUUAUUAGUUCAUAAGAUGGAGCUUGCCGAUGGCCGCAAGUCGUGGUCGGAGAUUGCCGAAUCUGUUAUUGUUGUUGAGUUAGGUACUCUUACUGGAAGUGAAGCAGAAGAUAGGGUAAGCAUGAGUUUGAUCGAGGAAGGGACUGGGUUUCUUUUUAAUGAGCAUGGGACUAAUUUAGCAGUGGAGCCUGGCGUUGAGGGGUCGAGGUUGUCUUUAGCAACGCCUCUUAUUGUCCCUAGUUCGUCAUCUUUGAUGAAGAAGACUAUGUUAGAAACUGUCAGGGAGCAUGAGCAGAUGCGGCUGGCGAACCUUUCUCAAACUAAAGAGUCGUCGUCGGAAACUACAAGUUCCUCUGAUGAUAGUUCGUGUUCGAGUUCUCAUAGUGAGAAAUCUGUGGAUAGUGCUGAUGUCGCUGGUGAAUAUGAUGACAUUUCUGAAGAUGUUAAACGAGAUGAUGACGUUGAAAGCGUUGGUGGUGAGGAUGAUGGUGCUCUGGGGAGCGUCGAUGAUGAGUGGAAUGGGAACGUUAAUGUUGGCGAGGAAAGUGAUCAAGACGAGUAUGCUAGUGAUGGUGAUCAUGCUGCUGCUGGAGAUGAUGAGAUGGGUGACCGAGAUGGUGUCAAAUGA
Messenger RNA from Brassica oleracea var. oleracea, 2199 nucleotides. RefSeq lists its product as uncharacterized. The record is from RefSeq and is a predicted model, not a curated record. The transcript is spliced from 2 exons. NCBI's taxonomy places the organism in Eukaryota, Viridiplantae, Streptophyta, Magnoliopsida, Brassicales, Brassicaceae. The coding region runs from base 877 to 2199 and encodes 440 amino acids.